ACCCCUCCCCCCGUCCCUGCGCCGGGCACCCCGCGCCCACUCAAAGAGGCCAGUCGCUUCCGUCUCGUAGUCGCUGCUGCUGCUGCUGUUGUUGCUGCGUGGCCAUGAGCUACGCUGAUGCCCCCGAUGGCCUUGCCAGCGCCCUGGGGAUGGAGGCGAGUGAGGAGGACGCGACCCCCCUCAGGGAGCAGACGCUGAGGCUGGAGGAGAAGAAGCGCAUCAUGGCGCUUAUGGCGCGGGAUGCGCCGCUGCUCUCUCACUGGGAGUCGUGGCGCAGGAGCAUGAGCACCCGAAUGCGCAGGUCGCGAGCCGGGGCCCACGGGGCCCUCAAGAGCACGGCCCUGUGGAGCGGCAGCCUCAAGGAGAUCGCAGGUCGCUUCGGAUCGGCCAUCCAGUCCUACUUCUCGUUCAUGCGCUUCCUCGUGCUGCUCAACGUCUGCCUCUUCCUCAUCAUGUUCUCCUUCGUGGUCAUCCCCACCAUCGUGAACGAACACCUCGGGGUGGCCACCACGCCUGCCCCCGUGGCCAUCACGCCUGCCCCCGUGGCCACCACGCCUGCCCCCACGGCCACCAGCUCAACAAGCAACAGUAAAUGCUUGGUGGACAAUCUCCCGCUGCGCCCUCUCGGCUACUUCUACGAAUAUGUGCUUGAUGCACUAUCAGGCACGGGUUUCCUGGAGAAGACGUACCUCUUCUACGGGUUCUACCCGAGCACGACGGUGGGGUCGCUGAAAUGGGCCUACUCGCUGCCCCUCGCCUACCUCCUCUCCAGCAUCGCCGUGCUGUUCGUGUCGCUGCUCUGGGUCGUCAGGCGCUCCGCGCAGGGCUGGAAGCUUGGCGCAUUGCAGAGCGAGGCGAGCGGGCUGCACUACUCACCGCAGGUCUUCUCCGGGUGGGACCACAGCCUGCGAGACGCCAACUCGGCUAUGCUCAAGCACAGCAGCCUGGCCUACCAGCUGCUGACGGACCUGGGCGAGGAGCGUUCCCGCAAGAGGAUCGCCGAGCGCACGCGCGCACAGAAGGCGCGCGUGUACGUGGUGCGCGUGCUGCUCAACGUGCUGGUGCUGGCACUGCUCGGGGCAGGCUUCUACUGCAUCUACUGGGCGACCACCUACUCGCAGGGCUACAAAGCGGGAGAUCUGAACGCCGGGAGCGUCCAGGGUGGUGUGGACUUCUUGGUGCAGUACCUCCCGUCCAUCGUCAUCACGCUCGCCAACUUCCUGCUGCCGCUCAUCUUUGGGAUGACUAUCGUUUGGGAGGACUACUCCCCCGGUUUCGAGAUUCGGCUCUCACUGCUCCGGUACGUGAGUCUGCGUCUGGCAAGCGUGGCCGUGCUGCUCGUGACGCUCUGGUCUCGGAUCACGUGCAACAACAACAACAGCAUCAGCAUCACCAGCAACAGCAGCAUCAGUGACUGCCAGCAGUGUGGGUACAACAUAAACUACCCGUGCUGGGAAACGCGCGUGGGACAGGAGAUGUACAAACUCACCAUCUUCGACCUGAUCACCUCCCUCGUCAGCGUCCUACUCGUGGAGUUCCCGCGCAAGAUGAUCGUGACGCACUGCGGGUGCGGGCUGGCGCGCUGGAUGGGCGAGCAGGAGUUCUCCAUCCCCGACCAGGUGCUGCACAUCGUGUACGGCCAGACCGUGUGCUGGGUGGGCACCAUCUACUGCCCGCUGCUGCCCUUGCUCGCAGCCAUCAAGUACACCAUCUUCUUCUACAGCAAGAAGCUGUCGCUGAUGCUGAACUGCCGGCCAGCAACGCGCCCGUACCGCGCCUCCAGCUCCAUGUUCUUCUUCUUCAUCGUGCUGCUGCUCGGGCUCCUGCUCUCCUGGGUGCCGGCCAUCUACACCAUCGGCGGCAUCCGCCCGUCGCAGGCGUGCGGACCGUUCACAGGCCAGCGGCUGCCCUGGGCGGUGUUGGUGACAGCAGUGCAGGCCCUGCCACACUGGCUCGACUCCAUCCUCGAGUUCUUUGCCUCGCUGCUCUUCGCAAUCAUCCUGGUCGUGCUCUCCAGCCUCUUCCUGUUCUACAUGACCACGCUUAACAAUGCGCACGCGCGCGUCAUCAAUCAACUAAGAGACGAGCUGGCCAUGGUGGGCCGUGACCGGGCCUUCCUGGCCAAGCAGGUGAAGGCCACUUCCAAGGGCGGCGAGGCCGGGCGGCACCGCGUGGCACGCGGUCGCACCUCCUGCCUGGGCGGUGUGAUUAACCUGGCGUACCAGCGCCACGGCGACGAGGGGGGUCCGCCGCAGGGGGCCCGCUUGGGGACGGGGCCCGCGAGGGACGUCGUGGGGCGGGCGGGGGUCCAGCACGGGGAAGGGGACACACCGCUACCCGGGACCCCGGUCCCCAGCGAGACCCCGUACUAGACUCAGUUGCGCGGCAGGCCCGCGGUCCGUAAAUAUAACUAUAAAUUUCUCUCACGAAUGUUUACUCGCAAAAUGAAAUGUAGCCGAUUAGAAGACUGUGAAAUCGUUGUUGAUUACUGCGCACCCACAACUAAAGCACCUGCAGAGUGAUCGUGACUUGUAGCAAUAUGCGCCAUGAUGCAUUGGCCGGGACCGUGGCUCCUGUGACACUCCUAAUAAAGGCAGUUGUUGCAUAUACCUCGCUGCACGGCUACU
Messenger RNA from Petromyzon marinus (sea lamprey), 2627 nucleotides. Its product is annotated as transmembrane channel-like protein 7. Gene Ontology annotation, molecular function: mechanosensitive monoatomic ion channel activity. Lineage: Eukaryota; Metazoa; Chordata; Hyperoartia; Petromyzontiformes; Petromyzontidae. Gene Ontology annotation, cellular component: plasma membrane. The record is from RefSeq and is a predicted model, not a curated record.